GUGAAUUGAAUAGUGAAUUAAUAAGCUCGUAACAUGUUCUACUUGGACUUCUGUAAAGGAAAAUAGGGAGUGCUUUAGCAAGGAAUUUUCCAACCCCAUCGGACCAUUGAUGCCUUUGCAUGUGGUUUUGUUUGCUCACGCUACUCACCCGUCCCGUUGCCAUUCCCAUUCCCAUCCCCAUUUUCUUUCCGUCGAAGUCCUACUUUUGCAACAUGAAUGAAUGGCUCUAACUACAUUUUUCAUGCAAGUCGAGGGAUCCGCUCUGGUUAUCCCCACUCCUUAAUGCAUUCUCCACUCUUCUGCUGUUUUUCUUGUCAAAAACGUCAAAAAUACGAUAGUGAAGACCCCAAUGAAUAACAACGUGGCCUGCAGGCUACACUGAGCACAACAAUGACAAACGCCAGCUGAAGAAGACGUAGUCGGUUCUUUGGCCCCCCAAAACCCGUAGUCUAGAGCCCCAUCGCUGAGGAGUGGAGUGGAGUGGAGUGGAGUGGAGUGGAGUGGAGUGGAGUGGAGUGGUCACCAUGCGGCAUCCGAAAAUAUCCCUCAAGAAGUACUUCUACUUCACACUGAUCUGCGCCCUCCUCCUCAUAUUCGGUUUCAGUAUCAAAGAGCACGAGAUAUGGAAGACGCGGGCUCCCCGUUCGGCACAAAUAACCACUCAGCAGCAGCACACUCAGCAUCUGCAUCAACUGCAGUCCAUGGACGAAGAGCAUCCACUGGCCACCAGUUCGACACCGGCGCCAGUGGCAGCCACUUUGCUUCCUGAUGUGGCUGGCAAUUUCGUCGAGGAGCCGGAAAAGGCGCUUCUGGAGGAGGAGGAGGAGACCGAGGCGGAUCGGCUGCAAGAGCCGCCGGCGGAAAAAGCCUGGUUCUUCAAGAACGGCGAGUACUAUCCCAAGCCGGCCAAAACAUACAGCAAUCGCAAGGCCAGGAAGCGACAUGCCCCACGGUUGCUGCCCCAUCAGGAUCCCUUCUCCGAUCGGAUCGUCAACCAGCUGAUGUAUGUGCCGCACAACUACGAGGAGAUCAAGGCCAGCGGCAAACUGAAGACCAUCCUCCUCUACAACGGCCUCGGUCCGUGGAACGUGAAGAAGGGCCGCGAAGUCUUCCUAAAAGCAAAGUGUCCCGUGGACACCUGCGAACUGACUGCCAAUCGCGAUCUGGCCAGCUCGGCCGACAUGAUCCUCUACAAGGAUCACUACAUCCCCACGGGCAUUCGGCGGCCCAGCAACUCCAAGCAGGUCACCAUGCUCUACUAUCUGGAGUGCCCGUACCACACGCAGAAUGUCAAGGUGCCCGAUGCCAUCAACUGGACAGCCACCUACAGGAGGGACAGUACUAUUGUUGCGCCCUAUGAAAAAUGGCAGUACUUCGACACAAAAGUGCAGCAGCAGGAGCAGGACAUAAACUACUCCGUCAACAAAACCAAGAAGGUGGCUUGGUUUGUGUCCAACUGUGGGGCAAGGAAUGGCCGGCUGCAGUACGCCCAUGAACUGCAAAAGCACAUCGAGGUUGACAUCUACGGGGCAUGCGGCAACUUCAAGUGUUCACGGAGCACGGCGGACAAGUGUUUCGAGAUCCUCGACAACGACUACAAGUUCUACCUGGCGUUCGAGAACUCCAACUGCAAGGACUACAUCACGGAGAAGUUCUUUGUGAACGCACUGAACCGCAGGGUGCUGCCCAUUGUGAUGGGUGCCCGUCCGGAGGACUACGAGGUGAGUGCCCCGCGACGAUCCUACAUCCACGUGGACGAGUUCGCCUCGCCCAAGGAGUUGGCUGAGUAUCUGCGCAUCCUGGACCGCGACGACGAGCUCUACAACUCGUACUUCAAGUGGAAGGGCACCGGGGAGUUCAUCAACACGUACUAUUGGUGUCGCGUGUGUGCCACCCUCCACAACGAGGAGCAGCUAAGGAAGCCCCGCUGGUACACGGACCUCAACGACUGGUGGCGAGGACCCGGAGUCUGCACCACCAGAUCCUGGCGAAACUUUAAGGCGCGCAAGGACAUCAUCAGCGACUCCAGCGACGACUGAGUCCAGGUGCUCGAGGCGAUCCAAAUCGUUGCAUUGAGCAGAAGUCAGCAUCCAGCAUUUUAGUGAGUCAUUCGCUUCAGAAACGUUGUUUUCUAGGUAUCACCAUCACCAUAACCAUCUCUACUUUCACUUUCACUAUCCACAGGAUGGGUUUGUUUUGCUUGGAGAAGAAAAAAAAUAGGUGCAAUAAGCAGUCUGUAAAAACUAUCCUUUUCCAAAGACUAGGUUUUAAAACUUGAAAAACGUAGAGGGAAGAGCAUUGAAUAAUGGCCAAAUAUUUAUUAUCAAAACCUGUAAUAUUAGUUUUAGUUCUUCCUCUAUUAUCUGUAAUAAUAAUUUUUAUUUCAUUAUUAAAAAUUAUUAAUUUUAUUUCAAGAUUGCUGUUCGCAACCAGAAUGUUCUCAAAACAAACGACCCAUCCUUCGCUAUCCAUGUGUAAAGAUUCGCUUCGUUUUUGCCCGAGUUUUACGUUCUACAAAUGUUUUUUGUAGUUAGUUAGUAAGUAAACGAAAAGCUCGGAACUGACAACGUCCGGGUGAAUCAAAUCAAACCGAGAAGGCACGAGGUGAGGAGCAUUCAGACACUAGCCCAUAGACUAAAGAUCCCCGUGCUGAUCGUUGUAACAUAUACAAUACCAGAUGCAUAAGAGAACCUAGAACCCUAGAAACCUAGCCUAGUUAUUUAUGGAUAUACAAAUGAUAUAUGUAUACAUAGUUCGGUAAUUUAUAUAGUUGUUUAAACAAAAAGCAAGUCCAAAAUAGACCAUAACACGAUAGAGAGAGGCAAGCAAGUUACAGUAGUUCGGCAUUCUAUGGCUUAAAUGCAAUGAGAAGAGGCGUCAGCUAAAUAUUGUAGCUUAGUUCUUUUGUAAGUGUUUUUUGUAAGCAAUCAGCAGCUGGAUGGAUCGUCCUGAAAUAUGUUGCCUGUUAUUAGAGCACAUCUUUAUUUGACAAUUCGAUUUUCAGUUUUAUAUCUUAAAUAGCCUGGAUUUUGGUUGAAAUGUUAGCUGUGUAGAGCUACUUGAAAAGGUUUCCCAGCCUGUUGACUAACUAACUUACUCUAUAACCGAUUCGCACAAGCUAAUAUAUAUAUAUAUAUAUAUCUGAUCUAAUACAAAUACAAUCUGCAUUCCUAUUUUUCAUAAAA
Drosophila elegans is the source of this 3185-nucleotide messenger RNA. RefSeq names its product glycoprotein 3-alpha-L-fucosyltransferase A (gene FucTA). Bases 525 to 2039 code for a protein of 504 amino acids. Gene Ontology annotation, cellular component: membrane. NCBI's taxonomy places the organism in Eukaryota, Metazoa, Arthropoda, Insecta, Diptera, Drosophilidae. The transcript has 5 exons. The record is from RefSeq and is a predicted model, not a curated record. Gene Ontology annotation, molecular function: alpha-(1->3)-fucosyltransferase activity.